Haliotis rubra (blacklip abalone) is the source of this 1256-nucleotide messenger RNA. RefSeq names its product cation-dependent mannose-6-phosphate receptor-like. Gene Ontology annotation, cellular component: trans-Golgi network. The transcript has 7 exons. The coding region runs from base 215 to 925 and encodes 236 amino acids. The record is from RefSeq and is a predicted model, not a curated record. Lineage: Eukaryota; Metazoa; Mollusca; Gastropoda; Lepetellida; Haliotidae.
AAACAUAGCUUAAACUAUCUAUUUCAGAAACAUGCCGGACCACAAUCGAUAUAACCUUACAGAUAACAUGCAGCCAUAAUACGUUGUUAUCAAGUUAUCAACAAGCGCUGGUCACACGAUUUGCAAGAUUUGGGUCACCUGGAAAUGGCUGCGAUGGAACGUUUCUGGCGAGCCGUGGGAGUAGUGCUGGUCCUAGGGGUGCUGCAAGGGUCCCAUGGCAAGCAGUGUGUGGGGGGUGGGGCCCUGUAUGUGUGUGUUCGACGACGGCAGUGGCACAGCUGACAUGACGACCACGGGAAACAAUGAUGGGACGGCAAAGUACGCUGACUACACCGCCCUCCACGACACCUACCUCUACUCCUACAACCCGUGUUUCCCCUUCUCACAGAGCAGUUGCACCGACGCCGCGAUGUGUCAGAGUGACGCAAGCCAGCAGGCGUGGAAGACAGGCGACCAGAGUUCAGCUACCUGGUCUUACGACGGGUCAAACAUCCAGAUCUACUAUAGUGCCGACACUGACACCAUGAGGGAAUCCUUCAUCACUGCGGUCUGCGACCCGACAUUUGAGGAACCGUAUGUCGAAAUGUUGGGAGAAGAAACUUUUGGAACAGCCCAAUAUUAUGGUCAAAUAACCUCGAAGUGCGCAUGUCCAGACGGCUGCCAUACGACCACGCAUAAAGUGGAUAUUGAGAUUAGCUUGAGCGGGGGAUCUAUACUCCUUAUAAUAGUCAUUGUUGUGAUUUCCGUGUAUCUGGUGGGAGGGGUCACUUACAACAGAUACGUGCGUCAUAACACGGGGAGGGAGGUACUACCCAACACAUCGUUCUGGGGAGCUCUUCCUGGACUUGUCAAGGAUGGUUUUUCGUUUGCCAUCGGGCGUUGUCGUGGUGGUGCUCCACAGAAAGCAUCCUACCAACAUAUAUGAUGCAUCAGAAUCACGUCAUAUACUCAAAUGCAAAGGAAACGCAACCAUUCAUCAACCAUGACCGCAUUAUUGCUAGUGUUCCUGAACAUAAAUGAAUCAUUCAAAAGACAAGUCAGAUUGAUAAAGAUAACGAAAUGAUGGUCACAUAUUUAACAUAGAGGAAAAUAAAGUGAGCAGAAAAUAUAGUGUAUUUAAACUGUUAAAAAUAAUGCGAGUGUCGCUGUCCAUAGAGAAACUGAAUUAUUUAUCAGCUGCUAUUUCUGCCAAAACUUUGUUCAUCAUGAUGCUAAAUCAUGAAGCUGGUAUUUUUGGUAUUAAAAUGUUUAUUGUA